AUGAAACGAGAGGAGCGGGACGAGGCCCCAGCCCCGAAAGCAGCACCGCCGACAAAGCGGAUCAAGACCAAGAAGGAGUUUCCUGUCGUCAUCUGCGUCUUCAGGGGAGAAUCGUCCAAGGACCCAUCCGGAAGGAAACGAGGCUGGUGUAGCUCAGGACUGAGGCAGGCACCCACCCCGCUCCAGAUCGAAGACAAGCGCUUCGCUGAGGUUGAGCAGUCUGGAAAAAUCCUGGUGCCUGCUUGCUGGGAUUGUGCAGACUGCGCCCUGAAGCUGAGACCUGGCGUUCCCCUGAACAUCUUGUGCGAGUGGUAUGUAGCCGGACCUGCAUGCAUCCAGGACCCUGGAUUCAAAGCCGAAUUUGAUGGGGCGAUCAAGGUGUGGCACGCAUUGUCGAUGGCCGAGGCGACAAAGCCUCGAUUCUCUCCUGAGGCUUCGGUGUUGAGCCGCCAGGUUUAUGGAAUGCGGAUUGUUCAGGAAUUCGGCUUGCUGACGGAGAAUGAAUACAUUCAGGUGAUCGGCAAUUCGCCGAGUGUGUUGCCGAAGAACAAGGCCUUGAGACCGGUCUCCCUGCCGUUCUUCUCCCCGAACAGCAACACUAACUUCUAUGUCAUCGACCUACUUGGUGCCGACCCGCAGGUCCUGAGUGGGAUGAGAAGGGCUGAGAUCUACUAUGACACGAGCAGCGAGUUGGCCGAGGCGGUCUUGCAAGGGGCCCAGCAGCUCUCGGAGAACCAGGGACACAAGGUUUUCGACUACUUGGCUGCCGGCAUGACCGAACGUCGCCCAGCUCCUUUGAAGGGAUCCGCGAAAGCCCGCCCGAAGAACAUCCAGCAACUCCUCAGCGAGCACGACCUUCAGGAGGCCCAGGUCGAGGUACCGGCAGUAGAGGUUGUUGAGAACGACGAGGAGGAGGAGGACACAGGGGCAGCUGCUGCUGCUGGGAGCUCCACCGAUGAGCCGAGUCGCAUUGCUGGCUUCAACUUGCCCCAGCAAGCCCGGACAGCCUGCAAGAAGCGAGCCAAGCCUGCAACGCCAUCUGCUCCCUCAAGCGCAGCCGCUACGACGAGCUCAAGCCCGGUGCCGGUGCCGGCACCGAAAGCCAGACCCGAGACGCAACGUGAUCCUGCUGGUGGUGACGGUCGCAGUGAAUCUACUGUGAAGAACUGCAGGAACUCCAAAGCCGACAAAGAAGGAGUCUACCAGAAGCUGGACCCGGGCAUGAAACGGGUUGCGGACAAGUACUUGGAACUCAUUCCAAAUGCCAGUGUGCGAAGCUUGGAACACCUCGUGCCACAGAGCUUCCUCUUGAACCCCUCAAAGCAGACGUCAAACUCCCUCACCGGAGCCAAGCGGAUCCUGGAUGGCCUGCAGAAGGGCAAAAGUCUCACUGCGGCUGAGGCUUUGGAGGAACGCCUCCUCCAGUGUGAGCAUGCGGCCGCACUCGGAGGUGGAAUGCUUGUUAUGCAGUGCAAAUUCAGUGACCUGAGAGGACAUUUGUUCCGAACCCAGGACCUCUGGCACUCAUUUCCUUUUCUUCUUCAAGUCCGCGUGUCUCUGCGGUUUGGUGUGGAGUCCAUGAAGGAUUGCUGUGAGCACUACUGGAAGCUGUUCGUUGGCAAGCAGGAUAAAAAAAAGACGAAGGUGGAGAUCACCGAGGGUGAUGGUGAUGGCCCGGACAAGUGCUCGGCCUCCGCAGCAAACAAGGGCAGCAAGGACUCGGCAUCGGCAGCCACUUGGAAGGGGCAGGUUGAAGCCUGCCUUGGAUUGCUUCGGUUCGACAAGGAGCUCCUGAAUCAUCGCAUGUUCCAGUUCCAGUUCGAUGGCAACAAGCCCCAGCUGCAUGACACCAUCGGCCUCAUGAUGCAUGCGCUGAGCGAGAGCACCAUGGACCUGGAAGCCGAGCUGGAGCUUGACCUUGCUGAGGAUGUGAAGGACGGCCAGGGUGACGAGGACGACACGAAGCAGGACGGCGGGAAGAAGAUGACUGCUCUUCAAGGUGUUCGAGCAGCUGUGGAGGCCGGGCUUGUUGCGCUUGAGCUUUUGUUACUUGACUUAGCAGAUGCUAAGGACUUCUAUUUUUCCAAGAUUCCAAGAAUGCCCAGCUUUCAGUUUUAA
This is a messenger RNA of Symbiodinium sp. CCMP2592, 2118 nucleotides long. NCBI's taxonomy places the organism in Eukaryota, Dinophyceae, Suessiales, Symbiodiniaceae. The record is from the annotation of a GenBank genome assembly.